AUGGCCGAUUAUGUGUCUGAUUCCGAUGAUGAGGCGUACCCAUUGACAAGCGUUCACGUACGCCAAGAGGACAUAGCCAAUGCAAUCGUCAGUUUUCAAUCAGACGCGAAAGGUCAACAAGACGCGUUCGAUUAUCUUCGAGAUCGUGGAUUGAUACCUUCCGCUGGCGUCGUUGAGAGCGAUGAAAAACGAGACACAGGCGAUGCCGAGAAUCUGGACCUAUUGAAGGCGUACUUACAAGAACAGAUGAAUACGCAAGGCUCGCGACGGUCUUUACGAAAGCGAAACUUUUCAAGUACACAUCCCUACUUGGCAGACCAAGCGCAUUGGCUCGGUUUGAUGGAUGUGGAUACAUUGAACGAGAUAUAUUCCGAAACGCAAGAUGUGGAGUCCAUUGUGAAACUUCUAAACUCGAUGUACAUGAAGAAGAGAAAGAGGUAUCCAAGAGAAGAGAGAUAUAAACCGAAAUCUUUCUAUUCAUUUUUGGGAAGAAAUAUGCCACCUCAAGAGAAUCAAGAUGAGGCCUUCCAGUCCUCACAAUUGUCAUUAAACUCACAAGGUCAACAAGAUAACGCUGAGCCUCAAAAUAGCGACCUAAAUGAUUUCUCGUACCUGGAGCUGGAGGAUGAUCUAAUUGUGCCCCAUUCAAACAGAAGGAAAGCUAAUUUUGCGUUUUUAGAUGAGGAAUUAGAGGCAGAAGAAAAUGACGAAGAGUCCAUGCAAGUUGAGUUUCCAUCAUCAAGCACCAAGUCAUAUUCAACGAAGGAACGAAUACUUUAUCACUCCAAGCCCAGGAGAUCCGAAGGUUUGGAAUCAAAAACAACCUCAACCAGGCGGGGCUUGGCCAUCAAAAAGAUGAGAAGAAAGGCGCAUAGAGCAAACAACAGAGGUGUUCUCUCAUUGAGCAAGUUCAUUGACGACAAUGAAUAUGAUGAAGAGAGCGUAGAAACACGGUUGCCUUUGCCCCUCAUUCAAGAUAAUGAGUAUCACGAAGAGAAUGUGGAACCACGGUCGCCUUUGCUUCUAGCUCAAGAUAAUGAACGAAGUUCAGACUUGUUGAUUGAUUUGACCAGAGAUUACGACUGGUCGACGGAUGCUCAAAGUUCGAGUGACGAGGAGAGUGCAAGCGAGAGCGUUCACUAUUAUUCGAGUAGACCAAAAUUGAACUCAUCGAAUCACAUUAGCCCUCUGAGGGAAAAUGAACUUUUUGCGGUCUACAAAGAUCAACCCAGAAAGUUCACUGACGACCUUGUGAAUACUAAUCAAAGGCACUUGCCAAGAAAUAAGCCAAAGACAAGGCAAUUUGGACAUCGGCCAUCCCAAGCUAGGCUCGGGCCAUCUAGAGUUCUUCGAGAGAAGCAUCACUCGUCUUUGAAUAUAAUCAGGAGACGAAAAAGAACUCCAAAACGAACAGGAAUGAGAAAUGGUCAUGCUCUCACUUCAUCAAGGGCCACACAGGCUAACAUAGCAAAUAGGGGAAAGCAAAGAAAAUUAACUAUUCAAAGUGACGAAUCAGCAGCACCAGGUACAAAGUUUUUGCAAAACGUAUACCAGAGAACCCCGAAUCAAUCUACAACGAUAUUUGAAGCGACUAAAACUGUGCAUCAGAAAGAAAGAGAUCACGGCAAAUAUGACAGGAAUUCUACUCUCAAGGAAUUCGUAGGCUUAUCUAUGGCACCAGAGUCCGUACUAAAUCCUAUUGUCAUGAACGAUCAGAACAUCAAAAAGCUUGAAACUCUUGAUACGGAACACCAUAUAUUCUUCGAUAAAGACUCAUUCAAUAUUGUACUCUUCGGCCAGAGCUUUUCAUUCUCAAUAUUUGACACCGAUGGAUCCAACAGAUCAUUCGCCAGGGUUGUUCAUUUGAUCAGAGCGAGAUCAACAGAGCAAAAUGCCUUCUCAGAAUCCUCAGCAGAAUUUCGUGAGAUGAGCGAAGCUAUAAAGGUACUCAUUAAAUGGUCAUUGGUUAUACAAAAGCCCGAUAACCGCCAUGUCCACCUCGUUUCGGAUGUAAUUGCGGACAUCUUCAAUUUGGAGUCUAUCAAUCUUCUGCAUAUUCAGUUGACAUCUCAGUUCCUUCUAUUGGAGUUCAUUAUGUUAAAGAUUUGCCAACGAGUCAAUGAGUUUGAAUGCCAGUCUUCGCGAAGGGUAUUGGAGAAGCAGUGCUCUUUUCUAUUCAAAGCAUGUUUUCAAAAAAUUGACUUUUUCCAGCUUGCAAACGGUGAAAAUGUUGUCUCCCUGUAUGGCCCAAUUCAAAUUGCUUCGACGAUACUUCGCGGCGGUUCCGACGUUUGGUGGAGCUGCAUUACUGAUGCAGUAUUAGAAUGCAACGAUGAACUGUUCAUUGAUGGAAACAUAUUAUAUGGUUUAUCAUGGCUCGCAAUGACGUUCUCAAGAACUCCCAAUUGGAGUGCAUUUCUUGCAUAUUAUAGAACUUUUUGCAAGAGAGGCUCUAAUCUGGAAGGCAGCCAUUUAUUCUUGGACGUCAUAUCGUGCGUCGGAAGUAAGCUAUGCUGGCCCUUUGAUGAAAGACUUGUUCUAGAAUUAUAUUCAUCUAUCGGCAUAAGAAAGUUUGCAGACUACGAGAAUGAAAAUCACAGUGAUUUUGUGCUUGGGAAAAUAAACACCAGAAGUGAUAUUCCCGAUUCUACUUUUUUUGAGAGAUACAUGCUAUUUCUAUAUUCAUAUGUCUCUGCCCUUCCGUUUGGCUCAAACAAAAAAAGGCUAAUCACUAAACUAUUAACGUCAAGCCGAUUUCACUACACUUCCGGUUCAGCUCAUCGAGCAAUGUUCUUAAACAGACUCAACUUCACUAUUCUACUUUGUCAAUUAUCCGACAUCACCCUCGAGUCGCAGCUUCUAGAUCUUAUAAGUCAGGUUGACGAUUCCAAUGAUGUUAAAAUCUACAAAUUGAUCACUGAGGUUAUCACAUCGUUGACAGAGAUAUCUCUCGAUAGGCCUGAAUUAUACCCGUUUCUUUCGCUCGCGCAUAUGGUCGAACUCGUUUCAAAAAAGUACGGUAUGAUGCCGGAGAUGUUCAAGUUGUGGCCAUCCCUUAAUUCCCUGGUUCAUGCAGCACUAAAAAUGUCAAUGAACGAGUCAUUGUACGGAUUCUUGCUCCAGAUGGCAAAGAUUUAUAACAGCCUGCUUCCUGAUGAUAUCACUUUAGAUAUCACUACAUUCUUAUCGCAUUCUUAUGAUUCUUUUCCUGAAUUAUACCUUAGGAGCGAUUUUAUUGAGGAAGUGUUUCGCAAUAGCUUGCACCAUUUGAACUAUCAUAUGGGUAGGUAUCCGUUAACCAAUCCCAACUUGGAGCACCGAACUGAAGCUCUAGUCGAGAGGUUAAUUAGUCUUUGGGUGAGAAGCGCUCUCCUCAAAGGCGAUCAGAGCUGGGAUGUUUUGAUCUUGCAAAGUUUUCCAUACAUCGGUAACCAAGAUCUGAGAGAGAAGUUCCUGCUUUAUUUCUAUGCCAAGCUCCUUGAAUCUUUUACCGCCACAGGAAGUUAUGACACAAUUAUCGUCUCUGUCAUGAAACAACUUGCUCGGUUCUCGAUUUCAAAAUACUUCGUUGGGCUACUCAAUCAACUUAUAAAGAAUAAGCAUAAGUUCUUUGAUUUGAAGGGUCAGUGCGGUUUGGAGCUUGUUACGGGGCUACAGUUUCUGAAUUUUCGAACAGCCAUAACAAGUUCUAUUCUCCACAACAUUGCUUCAAGUGAAUCCACCAGCGCAAGGUUAAAGCAAAGGUACAUUGAAGUAUUUCUUGAAUCACUCAAUCAGGACUUUGGGCUCUUCUUUCUCUCGCAGAAAUAUGUAACUUUCUGCAAGAAGACGACCCUUUUGAUCCAGGAUGUUUUUCAGAAUUCUUUAAGCUCAUCCCAAACAUUGAACUCCCUAUGUGUUCGGUUGGGAAUUGCCCAAUCCAAAAGCACAAGUAAUUGGACCAAUUUGAGCUUCGUACAGAGGUUGAAGAUUGUGAAUACCGAGCUUACCACUGCAUUAAGCAGCGGUUCUGGUAACGCUCUGGUUCUCGAUUCUUACGUAGCCACCUCAAGCAUGGACGUCGUUUAUCACCUUCUUGGCAUAUAUUGUCAAGAGUUAUUGCAUCAUAACUUGGACAAAUGGCCCAUUAUGUGCCACCUCUUGCACUACGCAUGGGAACGGUUGUCGCGGUUCAAAAUCAAUGGCUCUGAGCCAAACUUCUUAAAAUUUGUAAAGAUCGUUGGGAUCACUCAAGCUUUAUGCCGUCAGUCAAACUACUCCAAAGAACUCGAGGACUCUGUCAAGAAAGCUAGCAUAUUCCUGAUAAAAAUUUUGGACCAUUCGCGUCGUAUGUUCGAUGGAUACAGAGAACAAGAAACAAUUUUGGAUGUCAUUUAUGGAGUGUCACAAAACAGCAACUCAUCAACUGAACUAGACUUUAUGAACUCUAGUCUUUCCAACGUGCGUUUGUAUGAUAUACAAACGCCAGAUGCUAAUAUGGUGCCGAUUUCGGCCGACAAUUUGAGCAUUGAUGGCGACAGCAGAUCACACUAUUCCAUUGAUAUCAGCCCUGACCACGAAGCACCAACUGACCAAGCAUGCCUCAUUUGUGACCUAUAA
Meyerozyma guilliermondii ATCC 6260 is the source of this 4599-nucleotide messenger RNA. RefSeq names its product Mms22p (gene MMS22). The transcript has a single exon. The record is from RefSeq and is a predicted model, not a curated record. Gene Ontology annotation, biological process: replication fork processing; DNA repair. The coding region runs from base 1 to 4599 and encodes 1532 amino acids. Lineage: Eukaryota; Fungi; Ascomycota; Pichiomycetes; Serinales; Debaryomycetaceae. Gene Ontology annotation, cellular component: nucleus.